ACUAUCUUAAUUUUCAUUCCUUCUAAUUUCUUCAAUAAUUUACUAUUAUAUAGAAAAUGAGGGGUAGUCAUUUAUUAAUGAGUAUAGCAAACAAAAAUCAUCCAAGGGCUCAACAAAGAGAAACUAAAGUGACAUUUAAGGCAUUAUUACCUCUUAAAUUAAGAGAUAGAGUCAGUGGAAAAGGUGACCUUCAUAAAGAAAAAGGUUGUCUUCAUGAAAUAACUCUUGCCAUGGCUUGUCUUGCAAAACAUAAUUAUGAAAACAUACCAUGCACAAAAGAAUUGAAUACUUUUAAUGAUUGUUAUAAUAAAUAUAUAACGAAAAAAAAUGCAUUAAAGGAAAAUCGAGAAAAGGGCAUUCUCACACCAAAUGCAAAAACAUUAAAUCACAAUGAAGUUAAUAUUCUUCUUAAAAGAUAUCCCACUCAAUAAUGAACCCUCGGAAAUUUGCUCUUUCAUGUGAGUUGAUGCCUUAUACAAGCUGCAGGAAAAUAUAAAAAAAUUAUUCAAUUUUAAUUGCAUUUUAAUAAUAAUUCAAUUUAUUAUUUAUAAAAAUAAACAAACUGUUUUAUUGUAGAUUCCGUUUCCGCUUGCCAAAUUUCAUGACUCAAAAAGAAACAAACAUGAGAAGUGUGAGUGUAAAAUUCAUUGUAUACUCCAAAAGCACGAUCGGUCAUUUUAUUAAUGCACUUUCUGAUGAAAAAUAAAAUUUAUAUAAAAUAUA
Messenger RNA from Leptopilina boulardi, 723 nucleotides. RefSeq lists its product as uncharacterized. Gene Ontology annotation, cellular component: mitochondrion; mitochondrial ribosome; nucleoplasm. The record is from RefSeq and is a predicted model, not a curated record. The transcript is spliced from 3 exons. The coding region runs from base 57 to 431 and encodes 124 amino acids. Gene Ontology annotation, molecular function: RNA binding. NCBI's taxonomy places the organism in Eukaryota, Metazoa, Arthropoda, Insecta, Hymenoptera, Figitidae. Gene Ontology annotation, biological process: mitochondrial translation.